GUCAAGACACCACAUCAUGUCAGUCUGGUGGUGUGCCCACUGCGCGCAUUAAUGUUCAACCAAGUGGAGAUUUUAUUGAGAAUGGGCGUAUCGGCAGCAGCCAUACUACCUCCGAGUGAGCUCCACCCUGACACGAAAAGAGGCCUUUUAGCAGGAAAAUUUACUGUCGUGUUCUGUAGCCCAGAGGCUAUGAGUAUGGACAUUUGGCGAGAGAUGAUCGUGCAGCUUGGUGAAAGACUGUGUCUGUUUACGUGUGACGAGGCUCACUGUAUUUCUGAAUGGGGUCUUGAUUUCCGACCUGAGUACAUGGAAAUCAGCAGAGUGUAUUCCAUCCUACCGAAGUCAACGAGAUGGCUUUUUCUGACGGCAACCUGCACGGAUCAGUUGCAUCAAUCAAUUUUGGACAUAUUGAACAUCAAGCCGGAUGAGGUCCAAACCAUUGCAGCUGUUCCAGACAGAAAAAACAUCUACAUUAAAUGGAAAACGGGAGUACGCAGCUACAAACAGGAGUUGGAGUGGUUGGUGGACCACAUGAGGACAGCGGGUCCGAAUGCUGAAAAAACCAUCAUUUACUGCAGAUCAAUCAACCAAGUGGCAGCUGUAUACGAGGACCUGCUAAGUCGCAUAGGAGAAGACGCCUGGCAAGGAAAGACGCACACAAUGGAAAACCUCGGAAUCACCAUGUACCAUGGCAGCAUUGGAAAACUUCAAGAACAAUAUGUCUUAAACACUUUCGUCAAAGUGGACUCCAUCGUACGAUGCGUUGUAUGCACCAUUGCCUUCGGCAUGGGAAUUCAAGUUACGGAUGUCAGACAUAUUAUUCAAUGGGAUCGUGCAAUGGGAUCGUGCUGGCUGCGACGGUGCCUUCUUCAUCAUAGUCCCUGUUGCAUGGAAAUCAAUUGUCGCUGUAGGCAGGUCUUCUCGCAUCCACCACAAUCGUCAUCAUGAUCAUCAUCAUCAUCAGCAGCAUCAGAUGAAAAAUCGAGUGGGCGUACACCCAAAUCAUCUGUUGCUGUCUGCCCCAUUAUUGGCAACGUUCUAUUGGUGCCACACUAAAAAUCAAUGUAAAAAAGAAACCAUUUGCUUUUAACAAAUACAAUUGGCAUGUACACCGAUCAGUUACUCUGUCACUACAGAAUAAAAGUUAACUGUCAAGUCGUUAACCCACCUCUAUGUCAUUCUUCCAUUGGCGUAAUUCUUUGUCGAACUCACUCGCUAUCUUAUCGACACAUCGCCGUGCAGAUGACGCCGUUUGGCAGAUG
Priapulus caudatus is the source of this 1262-nucleotide messenger RNA. RefSeq names its product ATP-dependent DNA helicase RecQ-like. NCBI's taxonomy places the organism in Eukaryota, Metazoa, Priapulida, Priapulimorpha, Priapulimorphida, Priapulidae. Gene Ontology annotation, molecular function: four-way junction helicase activity; 3'-5' DNA helicase activity. Gene Ontology annotation, biological process: double-strand break repair via homologous recombination. The transcript is spliced from 6 exons. Gene Ontology annotation, cellular component: cytoplasm; chromosome; nucleus. The coding region runs from base 52 to 948 and encodes 298 amino acids. The record is from RefSeq and is a predicted model, not a curated record.